Plectropomus leopardus (leopard coralgrouper) is the source of this 1859-nucleotide messenger RNA. RefSeq names its product stathmin 2b (gene stmn2b). The record is from RefSeq and is a predicted model, not a curated record. Gene Ontology annotation, biological process: microtubule depolymerization; regulation of microtubule polymerization or depolymerization; neuron projection development. Gene Ontology annotation, molecular function: tubulin binding. NCBI's taxonomy places the organism in Eukaryota, Metazoa, Chordata, Actinopteri, Perciformes, Serranidae. Gene Ontology annotation, cellular component: cytoplasm; neuron projection; growth cone.
AGACCACCAGGCGCACCGGCAGUCCCCGUCUCUGCUGACUCAGUGCCUUACCAGCAGUCCCUUCACCCGAGAUACCGCAUCCAGCAACCGACGCACACUCCUCCGGUCAGCUCGCCCCGGCACCACCACCGUACAGACAUGUCCAAGACCGCAAUCGCUUACAAGGAGAAGAUGAAGGAGAUUUCAGUUCUCUCACUCAUCUGCUCUUGUCUGUAUCCCGAGACUCGCAAAAACAUCAUGGGUGACUUUGAAGACUUGGACAUCAAGCCCAUUAACAAGCGAGCCUCAGGCCAGGCCUUUGAGGUCAUCCUGAAGCCGGUCUCCCCCGUGUCUGAUGCUGCCCACUGCAUCACCAACCCCCCAAAGAGGGACAUUUCCCUGGAGGACAUCCAGAAGAAACUGGAGGCAGCUGAGGACCGGAGGAAAUCCCAGGAGGCCCAGGUACUGCGAGCCCUGGCCGAGAAGCGGGACCACGAGCGCGACGUGCUGCUGAAGGCCAUGGAGGAGAACAGCAACUUCAGCCGCAUGGCCGAGGAGAAGCUCCAGGUGAAGAUGGAGCAAAUUGAGGAAAACCGGCAGGCUUACCUGGCUGCCAUGAUGGAGCGCCUGCAGGAGAGGGAGAGGCACGCUCAGGAGGUGCGCAGGAACAAGGAGUUGAGAGAAGAAGUGACAGCGUGAGAAGCCCCAACAGGUUCCCACCUCCAAACCCCCCCCCCACCACCACCACCACCACCCCCGACCCUGAGGAACACCCUUCUCUCCACCACAUGUCCCCACCUUCUCCACCCCUCCGCCAUACUCCCCCAUACUACUACGAAAGUAACACAGCCUGAGACGCCACCCCAAGACAGUGGGAGGUUCAAAUGGGGUUGGGGGUGGAAAAAAAAGUGAAAAUAAUUAAAAGAAAAAUUAAUGUCUCCCACCCACUCUUCCCAAAAAAGAAUGUUUUUGCUCCGUUUCAAAUGCGAAAGAAAAGAAAAAAAGUCAAAUUGACAAGUGAAAGUGGGUAUUGGUUUUUGUAAAUACUUCUUUUUUUGUUAUAUACAGUACGAUACAAGCAGCAAAAGUAUUGAUUGCAGUGUGCCAUUUUUUCUAUAUAAGUUUCCUCUCCCUGCUUAUAUAUGGAUGUAAUAAUUUGUUCAUUUUCAUGUUUUUUUUUCUGUUCAUUUCAGCCUGAGAAUUAUAUCGGGCGUAGGUGUUUGUUGUGAGUUUGCCAGCUAGCUGAUGUUUGCUGCGACUGGUUGCGUCCUCACAAGGACCGCAUCCUGGCUCCGUUCCCUCAUCCCUCCGAGUGGGCGCUUACUCAUCUGACCCUGCAGAUCUGGAAACAAAAUUGGAUCUGUGUUUGGUCAGAGUGAUUUUCCAUCCAGUUUUUGCCAAUGUUCCAAUUAGCGAGGGACGUGUGCAAGGAAGUUGGCAGAUGGAAAGGGGACAGUUUGCUUUCUGUGGGGACCGCAAGCCGUCGCUGCACAUCCACUCCUGUGAGGUAGAUGGUGACUGUACCACAGGAGAACACUAUAGCAUUUAAUGAGCCCAUCCUCAUCCUCCUUCCCCUCCGUCUGCAGCCUCUUCAUCUCUCCACAUACAUACUGUAGAAGCACUCGCUCACACGCUCUCCACAUGGGCAGGCAUUUAGCCAAUCAUAGCGCAGAGCUCAGGAGGAGCUCGCUAAAUUCUGUCCAUCUGGCACCCAGAAAGCUCACAUAACACCUCUGACCAACAGCCUCUUAUGUAUACUCCUCAGAAACAAGCUUCCAAUCACACGAUACUGUACUAUACAACACAACUGAGGUAAAAGUGCAUCUCAAGAACAAGUGCAAGUGCAAAAAAGCCUCACCAGAAUUGUUACUGUGAAUCGG